Molecule: messenger RNA, 330 nt
Organism: Protopolystoma xenopodis
Lineage: Eukaryota; Metazoa; Platyhelminthes; Monogenea; Polystomatidea; Polystomatidae
Source: the annotation of a GenBank genome assembly
AUGGCUCUACGGCCUCCGAUUAUCACAACUAAACAACUGCAACUUAACCAACAAGAUGAGUCAGCUGCUCAGGAGCGCGAGCUACUGUUAGCCGAUCGUACUCGCCUUGAAGAUCAAUUACGCAAGGCGCAAACAAAUCUAGCCCUUGCUGCCCUCGAGUUAAGACGCAUCACGUCCUCUUCAGCCCAUUCGGUCGUUGAUUCUAUCUCAUCCACUGCUCCUGCUCGUGCUAGUGUCAACCAUCUGGACACCGAUUCAGUUUGGCUUUGUCAGCUUGAUGGAGUCACUUGUACUUCGCGUCAUACUAAACCAAAUGAGGUAAUUAUUUGA